GUGAGGUGGGUUCGGGGAAGACCACCUUGGUUGCAAAACUACAGGGGAUUGAAGAAUACAUGAAAGGGCGUGGCCUGGAAUACCUCUACUUCAGUGUCCAUGACGACGACAUUGAUGACCAAACUAGGUGUAAUGCCUGGGUGUUAGAUGGAGACCUUUACCACAAAGGUCUCCAGGGAGUAGCUGUGCCAGUGGACUCUAUCGGCAACACGUUGCUGCUGAUAACGGUUGACAUGUCGCGGCCAUGGAACGCCCUGGACUCUCUCCAGAAGUGGGCUGCCGUCGCUAGGGAACACAUCGACAAACUCCGGGUCGCCCCAGAAACACUGCGGGAGCUGGAGCACAGACUUGUAAAACAGUUCCAGGAGUACACAGAGCCAGGCAGUGGGGAGGAUGGCACCCCGCAGAGGAGGAGUGAAGAUGAGGAGACCGUGCUGCUGCCGUUAGGAGACAACACACUCACACACAACUUGGGAAUACCAAUGGUGGUGGUCUGCACCAAGUGCGACGCCAUCAGCACACUGGAGAAGGAGCACGACUACAGAGACGAACACCUGGACUUCAUCCAGUCUCACAUCAGAAAUUUUUGUCUGCAGUACGGAGCAUCUCUGGUUUACACAUCAGUGAAGGAGAUGAAAAAUCUGGACAUCCUCUACAAAUAUCUGGUCCACCGACUCUACGGCUUUCCCUUCCACUGCCCGGCACAAGUGGUGGAAAGAGAUGCUGUCUUCAUUCCAUCAGGUUGGGACAAUGAGAAGAAGAUCGCGAUACUUCAUGAGAACUUCCAGACAGUAAAAGCGGAUGACAGCUUUGAGGACGUAGUAGUCAAACCGCCAGUCAGAAAGAUUGUACAUGAAAAGGAGAUUCAGGCAGAAGAUGACCAAGUGUUUCUGGUAAAACUGCAGUCGCUGCUUGCCAAACAGCCUGCUGUGACAGCAGGGAGACCAGUGGACACCACCAGCAGAGCACCCACCGGUUCCCCCAGGACGAGUAAUCGCUCCGCAGCGGCCAACGUAGCAAACGCCAUGCCACAGUCGGGUCAGACCAGUGAGGGCGUGUUGGCCAACUUCUUCAACAGUCUACUGACAAAGAAAGCAGGGACAGGAGGGCCUGGUACGCCAGGUGGCGGGAACAACACUCCAGGAACAGUACGCAAGUCAGACAUGAACAUAACACAUGGUUCAAAGCUGGGCCUGGGCGAUGUACAGGCGGAGCUGGACCGCAUAUCCAGCCGGGAGACUGACUCGGACUUGCCCAAUGCCAACGACACGCCUGCCACCGACAGCCAGGACACAUGAAGACCAACACACACGUCACCCUGCUCCCCCCGCCCCUCCCCCCUCAGUCAUCUUCCACCUCCCUUGUCCUUCCUCCCUCCACUCAAAACCUCCACCCCAUCACAAACAUGCAGGGGAGAGAAAGAGGGAUGUAGUUCACAAAGAACUCCCCCUCUCCACCCCCCUACCCAUUACCCUCCACUACCCCCCCUUCCUCUCUUCUCCUUCUGGCUGUUUUGCUGAGGGCGAGUAUUUGUCACUGUUACAUACAAGACUGUCUGUUACAUGAGAGUUAAUGGGUAUGGGGGACCAAUGGGUGGUGUGUGGAGGAGGUUGGGAUGAGACGACGUGAGAGCGUGUUGAAAAAGAUCGAUUGCAAGAAUGAAAGCGAGGGUGUUUUAUCCAUCCAUUCCUUGUGAUGGUACAGUUAGUGUUUUUACUGUAGGAACUGCUGAAGGGUGCAUGUUGAAUAAUCUGCACUUAGGUACUGUAGGGGUGAUUGUGUGUUUAAUGUAUGUGGGGCAAGUCACGCUAGGCCAGAGGAAGAGAUUGAGAACGAAAAGAAAAAAAACGCCUGAAACAACAAUUGCAAACAGUCUUGUUUUUUAAGUUGAAGGGACAAACAUACCAGUAUUUGUGUGAGUGUGUGUGUGUGUGUGUGUGAGUGUGUACAAGUGAGGCAGAUCAAGAAAAUUAAGCAAGCUUCUUCAACCUGUAUGUUGAGAGAUUUUUUGGCUGUUUGCAUUUCAACCAAAAGGCAAAAAACAUUACUAUGCUCUUACACUACAAGCUCUUAAAACAGCAUACACUAUUAUUACAGCAGCCCUGUCUGCUACACUACACAAACCAAACAUGACCACAGCAAAAAAAAAAAAAAAAUCUACUUCAGACUCAAAGUUAACACUCGAGCACUAGUCAUGUGUAGAAGGCACCUAAAGUCCAUCAUGACACCUAGUACUACAAUUGGCCAAACUUCCCCCGCGUGGUACAUACUGCUAAAACCUGUAGAUGACAGACAGUGCACUGGAAAAAGGGAGGGUGUUAAAGGGGUAGUAGGGGGUGGGUAGCUGAGCUUUACUUGUACAGAAAGAAGCACUAGUGAUUCAGUUUCAUGGUUACUGCGGGCAAGGGGCGGUCAGAACAAGGGAGGGUCACACCACGAAUGUACAGUCAUUGUCUCGCUGAUUGGUCCUGUUAUUUCAGAGCUCUGUGUUGGCGUUUGUAUAAUCCGAUCUGUUAAUCAGUCAAAUAAAAGGUGUAUUUAUUCGGAUUCAUCCACCUGGCUCCCCUUUGUUUUGUUAUUUUCACAAGUCAUCCGUCCUCUCCUCACUCUGAAUAAACAGAGGGACUCGAGGUUCCUUCAGUUAGAUCUCUUGGGUACAGCCCAUGUUGUUAAGCAUCAAGCUGCUGAUGUGAGACUGAAUUUUGGAAUUGUCUUGGUUUAAAAAUAACACAAUUAGUAGGCACUGCUGUUUGAAGUACAGUGCUCUUCCUCAGGCAGAAACAACAGGGUAAUUGAGGACAAGACACUGAAUAUCAUCAGGGACACAAAUAAACAAAAAAAUCCAGUUUUUGUGGAGUAUUGGAUGUAUUGAUUCAAUUAAAUUGCCAUUUUUGAGGCCAGUAAGUGUUUAUCGAUCAGUGCUGGUCUGGGCCUACUCAGACUCACUCAUAACUGUUAGGAGCCUCACCACUAAAGUAUUCAGAGGUACAACUUUAUUUUAAGUUGUUGUGCAGCAGUUGCUGUACAAAGUAGGAAAGAGUGUAAUUAUAUUGAUUGUAAGUGGUUUCUGUUACUUUGUCUACCCUGCGUAGGCUCUAUGUCCGGCCUCUAACCGCUCUGAAGGGAUCCUGAACUGCUUUUAUUAUUUAUGUACAGUAUAUUUAUACAAUGCUCCACUGUCUUGUAUCUGAAUAAUUUCUCUUGAUAUCUUUAUAGGAAUACUGUUUGUGGGCAACUUACUUUAAGCAUCAUUCUGUAUGUAUUUUCAUGAGCAGAUGAAAUACCAUUAUCAUGAAGGCUGAAAUGACACACUCUCAAACCUAUUGUGCAUUUGCAUGACCAAUUGCAAGGAAUAAGAGUGACUAAUUUUGCCAAAUAAAUGAAUAUAUGUGCAA
This is a messenger RNA of Morone saxatilis (striped sea-bass), 3395 nucleotides long. RefSeq names its product dynein, cytoplasmic 1, light intermediate chain 1 (gene dync1li1). NCBI's taxonomy places the organism in Eukaryota, Metazoa, Chordata, Actinopteri, Moronidae. Gene Ontology annotation, biological process: microtubule cytoskeleton organization; microtubule-based movement. Gene Ontology annotation, molecular function: dynein heavy chain binding. Gene Ontology annotation, cellular component: cytoplasmic dynein complex; centrosome. The record is from RefSeq and is a predicted model, not a curated record.